UUUUUACUUUAUUCAUUCAAAAUUUGUUGCUCGGAUUCCAAUGGGAACAGCCACUGUUGCAUCAACACUUGUCUACAUCGCCGAGAGGUGCAGUUCCAUGCGAGACCUGAAGCUUAUCCACGCCCACGCGUUCCGCACGUGCCUCCACCAACACACGGUGGUCCUCGGCAAACUCUUCCGCUUCGCCGCCGUAUCCCCCUUCGGCGACUUACCAUACGCCCACCGCAUGUUCGACCAAAUGCCCCAUCCAACCACCUUCUUCUACAACAUCCUCAUCCGUGCACACUCUCAAAGCACCACCUCCGCUUCCCACUCCACCCACUUGUUCAACCGCAUGAGGCAAAACGGCGUCGCCCCGGAUGAAUAUUCCUUCACCUUCUUGCUCAAAUCACGGUCAAGGUCAACGACCACACAACUGGUCGAUGAGAUACACGGUGCCGUUUUCAAGUUCGGGUUUUGUUACCACUUACAUGUCCAAAACGCGUUGAUACACUUGUAUGCCGCUUGGGGAGUGACCCUGUUGGCUCGCAGGGUUUUUGAGGAUGUUGUGAAAAUGGGUUUGGAGAUUGAUGUUGUGUCCUGGUCGGGGUUGCUUGUUGCACACGUAAGAGCUGGCGAGUUGGACAUUGCAAGAAGGGUGUUUGAUGAAAUGCCCCAGAGGGAUGUGGUUUCAUGGACAGCCAUGUUGUCCGGGUAUACCCGGGCAAAGCAGCCCAGAGAGGCGUUGGAGUUGUUUGGGGAGAUGAUGCAUGCUGGGGUGAGGCCGGAUGAGGUUACAAUGUUGAUUGUGAUCUCGGCUUGUGCCAAUUUGGGAGAUGUGGAAACUGGUAGGAUGGUUCACCGGUAUGUAGAGAAAAAUGGGUUUGGAUGGAUGGUUGCACUGUGCAAUGCUCUCAUUGACAUGUAUGGGAAGUGUGGAUGCUUGGAGGAGGCAUGGCACGUGUUCAAUGGCAUGAGGAGGAAGUGCUUGAUCACGUGGAACACGAUGAUGACUGCCUGUGCUAACCAUGGGAAUGCUGAUGAUGCAUUAUAUUUGUUUGAAUGGAUGAUUCGUUGUGGGGUUGUGCCUGAUGGGGUGACACUUCUGGCACUUCUGGUUGCAUAUGCUCAUAAGGGGUUGGUUGAUGAAGGAAUUAGAUUGUUUGAGAGCAUGCAAAGGGACUAUGGAGUUGAACCCAGGAUUGAGCAUUAUGGUGCCGUAGUAGAUAUGUUGGGACGCUCAGGGCGAUUACAGGAGGCGUAUGAUCUGCUCACAAGCAUUCCAAUUCCAAGCAAUGAUGUUAUUUGGGGAGCACUUCUUGGAGCCUGUAGGAUUCAUGGUGAUGUUGACAUGGGGGAAAGGGUAAUAAAGAAGUUGUUGGAGUUGAAACCAGAUGAAGGGGGAUACUAUAUUCUCCUCCGUGACAUCUAUGUUGCUGCAGGCCGGACUGUAGAAGCCAAUGAGAUGAGGCAAGCCAUGUUAGCUAGUGGAGCAAGAAAAACUCCUGGAUGUAGUUGGGUGGAAGCAUGAAGUUUAGUCAUGCAUCCGCAAUAAUCAUCAUUCAAUGCAAUUGU
Messenger RNA from Gastrolobium bilobum, 1554 nucleotides. Its product is annotated as pentatricopeptide repeat-containing protein At2g20540-like. Gene Ontology annotation, molecular function: protein binding; RNA binding. Gene Ontology annotation, biological process: RNA modification. The record is from RefSeq and is a predicted model, not a curated record. NCBI's taxonomy places the organism in Eukaryota, Viridiplantae, Streptophyta, Magnoliopsida, Fabales, Fabaceae. Bases 41 to 1510 code for a protein of 489 amino acids. The transcript has a single exon.